GAACGCUCCAUGCAAAACGCCGUGCCUUUUGUCCGAAACCCUCCCUCAGUCAUCUAGUAACUCGAUUCAUUCCAGCAAACUCCAGCUCAUUGGCAUGUCUACCACGCCAGACUCGGAGUUCUCCACCGAGGCCAUCGACAAGUUACUCAGGCAUUUUCAAAAGCCCGAGCACUCUGGCGUGCAAUAUAGACGCAACGAGCGAAGAGAUCUCCCCUCUGUUAAGCUUCCGACGGAGUAUGUUGUCCGUCGCAAUCGCUUUUCCACACAGCCGAUGAAUAGGCCUCCAAAGGUCUGUUUGGGCUAUGGUAUAUUCCUAAAAGACCUCUUUCUCUAUGCGUGUCGCCACCCCGAGAUAUUCAAGGAAGCGAGCACUUCUCCAGCCGACCUUCUCGCAGUCAAGGGUCGUCAAAUGCGCAAGUGCUAUCUCAAAGGCAUCUGUCUGCUGGCAAGGAUACACCUCUCAACGGUAUUGCAAUGCCCGCGACUCCUUGAUGUUCCUAUUCAGAGCGCCUCGGUCGACUACGAACUAGUUAUUGCGUUAUACGACAACUACGGCAUAUACAGGUAUGAGGAGAAGAGACGGCAGAAAGAACUUCUGGCGAGGCUUAAGGAGGAACUCGAGAUUCCAGAGGCGGAGCAAGCUAUGUGGUUCAUUGAAAAUUAAGGGCCUGGGACUUCGCCUUGUCUUUGAGCGGCUUCGUAGUACCCAGCGUAUCGCGUGCUUCGUUCUGUACCACCUUAGUUUACGUUCGUUUCUACAUGGAGUACCAAUCCGCCCGUAUUUCUUUGUCAUUCAUGGUCAUGUAUGAUUCCUGUAUGAAUAUUGUUAUGCCGUAGUGCAUUGAAUUAUAUAAUGAUGUCCUACG
Messenger RNA from Coniophora puteana RWD-64-598 SS2, 866 nucleotides. RefSeq lists its product as uncharacterized. The transcript has 2 exons. The coding region runs from base 95 to 664 and encodes 189 amino acids. NCBI's taxonomy places the organism in Eukaryota, Fungi, Basidiomycota, Agaricomycetes, Boletales, Coniophoraceae. The record is from RefSeq and is a predicted model, not a curated record.